AUGGAGAGUACAGUAGCAGUCACUUUCCUUGUAUCGUUUUCCAUACUACUGUGUGAAAGUUAUGCAUCGGAGAGAACUUUUCCAGAAAAGGCAGCUGGUGUUAAUAUUGACUUGGCAGGAUUAAUACAGAAGUUUCACCUUCAAGAACUUUUUCAUCGUUAUGGAGAAAACAACUCUCUGUCGAUUGAAGGGUUUAGAAAACUGCUCCAGAACAUAGGUAUAGACAAAAUGAAAAGGAUUAAAGUAGACCAUGAUCAUGACCACGAUCAUCACCUUCAUCAUAAUCACGUUUUGUUGAGUAAAAACACCGAGAAGACUGUUUGUCCAAACCAUGAAUCUGAUGCCAACAAAGACCACAGGAACAGUCAUUCAAAGGAACCUCACAAAGGAGAGAACGUAGAACAUCAGCAGAACUUUGUACGCAGCAAGAACACUGUUAAUGAAAUAACAGCAUCUGUCAUCACUGUUCCCACAGAUGGCCGCUCUGAAUUACAGAAUGUGCAGCCCGGAGAAGUCAAGCUGGUUGCUCGUUUAGGUCUGACCAACUCUAAUGCUGUUAAUGCCACAGGUGGCAGCAAUGCAAGCUGGCUUGCUAACAGCAAAGCAAAUGAGUCUCAUACUUCUCCAAAGGAAUUAGAAAGAGGAAGUUACCUGUAUUCUAAACUGAAAAACCAAAACACCCAAGAGUGCUCCAGUGCGUCGAAACUGAUGCAGUCCCAUGGAAUAGGCACUCAGGUGUUGUUGACUGCUACAGAAUUUAGCUACCUCUGUCCAGCUCUUAUUAAUCAGAUUGAUGGGAAGUACUGCAUAGUCCAUGCAACCAGUGAAAAAGCUGAAACUCCUCCAAAAAGUUACUCUCUGCAAAUCGCUUGGAUUGGUGGCUUUAUAUCCAUCUCCGUCAUCAGUUUUCUUUCCUUAUUGGGUGUUAUAUUGGUACCACUGAUGAAUCGUGUAUUUUUCAAAUUUCUUCUAAGUUUUCUUGUGGCAUUGGCUGUGGGAACUUUGAGUGGAGAUGCUUUCUUACAUCUCCUUCCACAUUCUCAUGGAAACCAUCACCAUCACCAUGAAAAACCUCUGCUUGAACAAAACAAAGGCGCUAUGUUCAAACAUCUUGUUUUUCAAAGUAUAGAGGAGAGUGCUUACCUGGAUUCUACCUGGAAGGGACUUACAGCACUUGGAGGCUUGUAUUUCAUGUUUCUGGUGGAGCAUUUGAUCACUCUAAUAAAGCAGUUUAAAGACAAGAAGAAAAAGAAAAAAAAUGAAGAUGAUGGAGAAAGUAAGAAGUUUUCAGCGAAUGAAGACAAGUUAGAUACAGAUGAUCGGCCUGAGGGCUAUCUAGGGACAGACUCUCAAGAUCCAUCGCCCUUCAUGUCUCAGCAGCCAACUGUCCAAGAAGAAGAAGAAGUGAUGAUAGCUCACUCACAUCAAGAGGAGGUUGACAAUGAAUAUGUGUCCAGGGGCUGUAGAAACAAAUGUCAUUCUCACUUACAUGAUACUCUAGGACAGACAGAUCAUCUUAGUCAUCAUCACCAUGACUACCAUCACAUUCUGCAUCACCAUCAUCAUCAGAACCAUCAUCCCCACAGUCACAGUCAGCGCUACUCACGUGAAGAACUGAAGGAUGCAGGGAUAGCAACUCUGGCAUGGAUGGUGAUUAUGGGAGACGGGCUACACAAUUUUAGUGACGGUCUAGCAAUUG
This is a messenger RNA of Apaloderma vittatum (bar-tailed trogon), 1699 nucleotides long. It is a transcript of the gene SLC39A6, whose product is annotated as solute carrier family 39 (zinc transporter), member 6. Gene Ontology annotation, biological process: intracellular zinc ion homeostasis; zinc ion import across plasma membrane. The transcript is spliced from 6 exons. Gene Ontology annotation, cellular component: membrane. The annotation marks the transcript as partial. The record is from RefSeq and is a predicted model, not a curated record. Gene Ontology annotation, molecular function: zinc ion transmembrane transporter activity. NCBI's taxonomy places the organism in Eukaryota, Metazoa, Chordata, Aves, Trogoniformes, Trogonidae.